Sarcophilus harrisii (Tasmanian devil) is the source of this 2175-nucleotide messenger RNA. Its product is annotated as E3 ubiquitin-protein ligase Mdm2-like. Gene Ontology annotation, cellular component: nucleus. The record is from RefSeq and is a predicted model, not a curated record. Lineage: Eukaryota; Metazoa; Chordata; Mammalia; Dasyuromorphia; Dasyuridae. Gene Ontology annotation, biological process: negative regulation of apoptotic process; regulation of cell cycle. Gene Ontology annotation, molecular function: ubiquitin protein ligase activity; identical protein binding.
AUGGCUCCUCUUAAGUUUCUCCAGUUAUCUCCCCUAGCACAGAUCAAAGAGAGCGCUGGCUUGGGACCCCUGAAGGGUGGGGUCCCCAGAACGGCCAAACAUCUUCUCUGUGACAAAAUAAAUCCUCCACUUCCACCACGUUGCCACAGAUGUUGGACUUCACGAGAAAAUUGGCUUUCUGAGGAGAAAGGUGAAGUUUUGGAGAAAGGCACAAUAGAAAAUCCCACACAAAGGGAAGAAGGAGACUUUGAUGCUCCAGAUUGUAAGAACAAUAAAAUCAAUGACUCUCAAGAUUCAUGUGUUGAGGAAAGUGAUAAAAAGGUAGUACAGACAUCAGACUCUCAAGAGAGUGAGGAUUAUUCCCAGUCAUCAACAUCUAAAAGUAUCAUGAGUAGUAAUCGGGAAGAUGCUAGAGAAUUUGAGAGAAAAGAAGCACAAGACAAAGAAAAAAAUAUGGGAUGUUUUCUUCCCCUUAGCACAGUAGAGCCCUGUGUCAUCUGUCAGAGCCGACCUAAAAAUGGUUGCAUUGUCCAUGGAAGGACAGGACACCUUCUGGCAUGUUUUCCAUGUGCUAAGAAAUUGAAAAAGAGAAAUAGGCCUUGUCCAGUGUGCAGGCAGCCAAUUCAAAUGAUUGUGUUAACUUAUUUUCUCUAAAUGUGUUGUACUAAAAGUGGAACCGUAGAGUCCUGUACAUGAAACGCUCUUAAGAAUGUUCACAUGUGGCUGUGAAAUUUAUUGAAAAUUUUAUUUUUGUACCUUUUUUUUUUUUCUGAGAAAAUGAGUAUUUUAGUUCUCUCUAGUGCAGUUUGCUUUUUGGAAAAAAGUUUUUUCUUUUUUCUUUUCCUUGAGGAAAAAAAUAUUUGGUUCCUGUUCUUUUCCAGUUUUGUAUGAUUUUUAUUAGUAUUCAUUUGUAUUACUUACAGAGACAGCAGGGUAUAAGUGGAUAGAAUACUAGUCUGGACAGAUCUAGGUUCAGAUAACACAUUGGACACUUGAAGCUGAUUUGACCCAGGAUGAACCACUGUAACUCUUGGUGCCUUAGUUGAUUCUUAAGGUUUAUUUUCUAAGUCAGAUAAUUUGUAAGUCAUAAACACAUACAUUGGAUUUGUGGAAACUACAGCUCAUUUACUGUGUGCCUCAUUAAGAAUUACUAGUUUGAAGACAACUAUUUCUAUUUGUUAAAUAAUUCUUGUCUUCUGGAGUUGGGGAAUGUCAGGAUUUUUGAAAAACUUGUGUAAGUGAGUUAAUAAAUAUUAUUUAAGUUUAAUAUUGUUGGGGAAAGGUAAUGAUGAUUCAUGAAAAUGAUUGUUUUUGAGUUGCAAAUAAGAUACUCUUCAGAUUUUUGUUUCUUUGAAGUUUUAAGUACCUGCUGAUUAAAAACCUGUGAAUUCAUUUACUACCUCAAGCUCCUUUGCUAUUGUGUAUGUAAACACUAUCUAUUGUGGAGCCCAUUGUAAUUUAUUCUUUUUACGUUCCUUUGCUCUAGAAGGAUCAUUGUAGGCAAUUUAGUAUGGACCUUUUGACUGAAUAUUAGCAUACCCCAGACCUCACUUAAAGAUCGAUUUUGAGUUGCAAAGUGUUUCAUUUUUUUUUUUCUACCAAGUUGAAAGUAAUUCAGAUAUGACUGAAUGGAUAUAUAUAUUAUCUUGGUCUGGAUACAUGGCCUUGGGGAGGUGUCUUUGAGUUUUAACGUAAACUUAAUAAAUUGAAAGCUGCACACAUGAAAACACAUUCUUACAGAAUCUUUUAUUUCCUCCCCCUGGCUACCUGCCAAUUAAGUGUUUACUAGAUAUAUAUAGUUGUUAAACCAUUUGCCAUAUGUUUGAUUUCAGUGUGUUAGAAUUAGAAGAUGGCAGUCUUGGUUAUUUAAAACAGAUAAUUAAUGUGAAUUUCUACUUUUCCAAGCUAUUGAAGGUGAGCUUUGAUCCACAUUUACGAUUUUGGAUAUGGGCACCUGCAACGUAAAUACAUUAUGAUUUUUCUUUGGGGAGAAGAUUUAUUUUCAUAAUUAUUGUAGCUUAGUCUGUGAAUUUUCUGAGCCCCAGACUAAUUUGCUGGCUGGAAAGCCAAUUCAGAUUUGGAAACUUCUCAUAAAAAUUCAUGUAGCUAAUUGAAAGUUCAUUAUAAAUGUGUUUGUGAAAGUUAAUAAAGAAAAUAAAAUACAGUAGAGCUGGU